AUUGCCUGCAGCUAAGUGCGAUUUGCAAAUGACUGAAACUCAGCGUGGAGUUGUUGCUUCUAUACCUUAUAUAGGUAUUUUAGCAUCUUCGUUUCCCUGGGGCUAUCUUAUCGAUACCUGUGGAAGAAAAAGAUCUCUAGUUUACAGUUCUCUGCUUGCUGGUAUAUUUUCAAUAACAUCUGCAUUUAUGCCAAAUUUAAUAUCAUUCGCUGUUUGUAAACUACUCGCGUCAUUGUGUUUAUCGUGUAUCGCGGCCGCACCAUACACCUAUAUGGCUGAAAUUUUGCCGCCUAAAUACAGAGAUUUGGCAGCAUCGGUUAUGAAUCCCCUACAAAUAUUGGGUUCCGCAUUAGUGCCUUUGUUGGCGUGGGGCAUUCUAUCAUUAGACUUCAGGCUAGAUUUCGGCGUCUACGUGUUUCGACCCUGGAGAUUACUGACAUUAGUCUAUGGAAGUUUUUUCAUCGUAGCUGCGACCCUAGCAUAUGAUGCUCCCGAAAGUCCCAAAUUCCUCAUGUCUCAAAAUAAAAUUGAAGAAUGUAUUAAUGUAUUGAAAAUCAUAUAUUUUAAAAACAAGGAGAAAGCACUCGACGAAUACCCUAUAAAAACUCUAAAAAGAGAGUCAUGCAGACUAACAGAUAGCUACGAUUUCUGCUCUUCGUUGAAAAGUCAGUCAACUCCUUUGCUGCAGCCUCCAUACAUUAAGUGGAUAGCUCUUAAUAGUUUUUUGCUAUUCGGAAUUUAUGCAAAUUUGAGUGGUCUCUACGUUUGGACUCCAGACUUUGUCAAUAGAAUACUCCUCUUCGGUGGGCUGAACGGUAGUUCUACUUGUGAUGUCAUAGUUCGCGAUUUGCCUGGGAAUUCAAUACGUAAUCUGACAUGUGACGACUCUCUUAACACCAACACCUCUCUCAUAAGCCUAACAGCGUGUUGUUUGUGCAGUAUUAUCGCAUUGCCAGUUAGCAUAAGCGUAAAGUUUAUUAGCAAAAAGACAUUGAUAUUCUUAGUUCUCUUCACUACCGGUAUCUCUUGCGUUUUGAUAAACUUUGUAAAGAAUGGUGUCCUGCUGGUAAUAUUAAUGCAGGCGUUGGUAAUGACCACGCUAGCAAUAGGACCUAUUGGAGCAUACACUACAGACCUUUUCCCGACACAUCUAAGAGGUAUGGCCAUGUGUUUGACAAUGAUGGUUGGUCGUUCAGGAGCGAUUUUUGGUUCUAACUUAGUCGGUUCACUUAUAAACUCGGCUUGUGAGGCUAAUUUCUACAUCUUCGGCGGUUUAUUAUUAAUUUGUGCAUUUUUCUCAUUCUGUCUUCCGAAUGACAAAUCAAAGAGAAACAACAAAACGAAGAUGGAAAUCACAAAGUUAUAAAAGUUAGUGUUUUAGUUAAAAAAAACAACAACAACAGUUUUAAGAUUACAGCUUGCAUCGCGUAAAAAGUAACAUUCAUGUACUAUUUUUUCCAAAAUACAUAGACAAGUAAGGACGUCAUAAUGUAUCGACUAAUAUACCAUGCAACCAAUCCACUAUAGUUAGUGUUUUAUUUGCCAUUAAUACCCAAACACACUUUUCCUACAAAGUGAACUCCUACAACCUAUCGCAGCGUAGUUAUUAGAAUUCCAAACCAUAAUAUUA
Papilio polytes (common Mormon) is the source of this 1630-nucleotide messenger RNA. Its product is annotated as synaptic vesicle glycoprotein 2C-like. The transcript has 9 exons. Gene Ontology annotation, molecular function: transmembrane transporter activity. The record is from RefSeq and is a predicted model, not a curated record. NCBI's taxonomy places the organism in Eukaryota, Metazoa, Arthropoda, Insecta, Lepidoptera, Papilionidae. Bases 29 to 1366 code for a protein of 445 amino acids. Gene Ontology annotation, biological process: transmembrane transport.